This is a messenger RNA of Periophthalmus magnuspinnatus, 1304 nucleotides long. RefSeq names its product transcription termination factor 1, mitochondrial. Gene Ontology annotation, cellular component: mitochondrial matrix. The transcript is spliced from 2 exons. The record is from RefSeq and is a predicted model, not a curated record. Gene Ontology annotation, molecular function: double-stranded DNA binding. Lineage: Eukaryota; Metazoa; Chordata; Actinopteri; Gobiiformes; Gobiidae. The coding region runs from base 99 to 1238 and encodes 379 amino acids. Gene Ontology annotation, biological process: termination of mitochondrial transcription; regulation of DNA-templated transcription.
UUCACUUUGAGUGCUCUCCGUAAACGUCCUCCUGUCAAAUCUUACCACAAAGUGUUCACUGAUGUUUGUGUGAUGGAAGUUGCUGAUUCGCACUGAAGAUGGCAGCAGGACUCAGAGCUCUUCUUAAUCGAGCAUCUUUUGGCUUCACUGCUGUACAAAGAACAUCACUGUGUUUAUCAAGACAGCUCUGCAAUGCCACACCUACAACAACCAAUGAUCCAAAACCAAUCCCCAACCCAGAAAAUGAAUCUCUACUGGAAAAUCUUAACCUUAUGGGUGUUGAUGUUAAAAUGGCCCGCAGACGCCAGCCCGGAGUGCUCCGUAAAAUCUUCACCAAUGAACAAGGUGUGGCAAAGUUUCUUAAAAGCAAAGGUGCGAGCCGUAAAGAGAUUGCAAGUGUCAUAACGCGCUACCCACGAGCUAUAACACGUUCUAUUGAUCACCUUGAAAAAAGAUGGUCGUUAUGGAGGAAUAUUUUCAAAUCUGAUGAGGAAAUUGUUAGCAUCCUGGAUAGAUCUCCUGAAUCAUUUUUUAGAUCAAGCGACAAUGAAAAUUUGGAGAAAAACAUAUCUUUUCUGUCUUCUCUGGGACUCAACUCUAAAGACCUGCACAGACUAUUGACCACAGCACCACGGACAUUUUCUAAUAGCGUUGAACUGAACAAACAAAUGGUUGAGUGUUUACAGGAUGUCUGUGCUGAACUCGGAGGAGACAGCCCAGAACAAUUUGCCAAAACUGUAAUCUCGAAAAAUCUCUAUAUUUUAAUCCGAAGUACUAAAAGAGUCAAAAAUAAUAUUGAUAGCUUGAAAACAUCUCUUCAACUGAAAGAUCAUGAACUAUUAGCUUUGCUUCAAGGUCCAGGGGCAGAGAUUCUAGAUCUUUCCAAUGAAUAUUUGAAGAAAAAUUUCACUAACCUUCAACAGAAAAUGCUUUCACUUGGGUGCAAAAAGUCAGACAUUAAGAAACUGAUCAUACAGCAUCCCAUGGUUUUGUACACUGGACUCGACACUCUGAACUACAAACUGGACUGUCUUGUCAAAGAAGGAAUAACUAUUAAACAGAUAGUGGAAAAGCCCAAGGUAUUAGAGUACAGCACCCAGAACAUUAUGGGGAAGAUAAAGGAGCUAAAAAGUGUUGGAUAUGACUUUCAGAAAAAUGGCAUCAACAUUUUAGACACAAGUCGAAAAAGAUUUGAUGCGAAGAUGGAGAAACUGUCUGCCCUACCACCAGAGGAGUAAGUCUAAUGAAGAGUUGCCAUCAUCAUCCAGAACAUAUCUAUGUAAUUAUCAUAUGCAGACUAUGCA